UUUUCAUAAAUUGCAGUUUCCAUGAACAUUCCCUUCCCUAUCAAAUCCAACCCAACACACCAAACUCCGGUUUCUUUGAUACUUCCCUCUUCAAACUUUCCCACAAUUUAAGACCUCCCUCCUCAUCACCAAUAUUCUCCAUUAACAAAAACCCUCAAACCCUCCUCUCUCUCUCUCUCUCUCUCUCUCUCUCUGUGUUCUAAUGGGUUCCUCUGCAAAGAAACCAAACUUCAUGACCCAUGGAUCACCCAUACAGGAGGGCGAACAUGAAGGAGAAUAUUUUAAUCACUAUGAAGAGCCUGAAUCCUCAACUGGGUGCGGUUGCUUUAGGCUUUUCGGGUUCGGAUUGAGCCGGAGCAAUGAAAGUGGACAUUUAUUGCAGGAAGGAGGAAGAUGCAGUGGAAUGACAUGGUGGUCCAAGAACAUGAGUAGGAUUAAGGUGACUUCUGAAGUAUUGGCAGGGCCUAAAUGGAAGAACUUUAUUAGAAAGAUUGGUGGGUAUUGGAAGGGCAAGAAGGAGAGGAAUCGGUUUCAAUAUGAUCCUCAUAGUUAUGCUCUCAAUUUCGAUGGUGGUAAUGGUAGAGAAGAAGAAGAAAAUUUGCUUCUUGGGUUCUCUGCAAGGUUUGCUGCUCCUUCUGUUGGUGAAAAUAGGCACACCGGUUCUUUAUAGUGAUGAUGGCGAUCUUUUAACUAGAAACCUUUUAUUUGCUGGUACAAUUUAUUUUCUUAAAUUUUGUUCAUACUCUCUCUGGAAUCCAUUAUAAAUAUAAACCACAUUGCUUUC
Molecule: messenger RNA, 784 nt
Organism: Ziziphus jujuba (common jujube)
Lineage: Eukaryota; Viridiplantae; Streptophyta; Magnoliopsida; Rosales; Rhamnaceae
Exons: 1
Coding region: 203-670 (155 amino acids)
Source: RefSeq, a predicted model, not a curated record